This is a messenger RNA of Bipolaris oryzae ATCC 44560, 1047 nucleotides long. RefSeq lists its product as uncharacterized. Gene Ontology annotation, molecular function: RNA polymerase II cis-regulatory region sequence-specific DNA binding; DNA-binding transcription factor activity. The transcript is spliced from 2 exons. NCBI's taxonomy places the organism in Eukaryota, Fungi, Ascomycota, Dothideomycetes, Pleosporales, Pleosporaceae. Gene Ontology annotation, biological process: regulation of transcription by RNA polymerase II. The record is from RefSeq and is a predicted model, not a curated record. Bases 1 to 1047 code for a protein of 348 amino acids.
AUGAUGUACCCAGACCAACCUACGCCGCCAUUCAAAUCGCCCUACCAACUCCGGGCUCCAGAGACAGGCGCCCUCAUGGAAUCGCCCUAUCCUUCGCCAGGGCGAGGAGAAUCGCAGUCCAAGUACCCGCAAGGUCUCGGUCUAUACGAAGUUCAGCCUACAUUCCCUCCAUCACCUCAGCCGUCACCAAACUGGACUAGUCAAUUUGCAACCGUUUCUUCACCGGGAGAUUUCAUUGCCAACCCAUAUCUCUCGGGGGCUCUCGACCAUCCAGUAUCUCGCUCGCCCUUGCCCUGGUCAUCUGCACAAGUAUCUCCUCGUUCGUCUCUGUCAUAUACACGCGAAAUGUCGACAUUUUCUCAUGAUGGCUCAGAGCAAGCGUACCCUAGUGCGGCGAAGGUCGAAACUCCGGGAUGGAGCCCACAGGUUCAUUUCAGUACAGACAGUCCAGGACAGAUGCAUGUACAUGCAAACUCGAGGCAAUCUUCCCUCACAGUAGCACCAGAAAGGCUCAGCGCAGGCAUGUAUGCGUACGAGAAUGCAUACCCCUCACCAGUCCUGCUCCGAAGCGAAGCGAAUCCCAUGUACCACUACAACGACAUGGUGUACGAGAGAGCACCGUCAGAGGGAAGCCUGCACAGCCCACAGUCUCGAAAAGCCUGCCCUAGCCUCGCCGUCACAGCCGUACAACGCAGACAAACUCGUAACCGCAGACAUACGGAUCCAGCUCACGCUGCAUACCUGUGCAAGCUUUGUCCUGACAAGGGGUUUGCCAGGAAACACAACCUGACGCAGCAUUUGCUCAUACACGAGGCAGUGCGCAGAAAAGACCAUGUAUGCCCUCACGAAGCAUGUGGAAAGGAGUUUGUACGCAGGGCAGACUUGGUACGUCACGACGAGUGUGUGCACAAGAAGAGGAAGCCAUGGCAGUGCGAGAAGUGCUCUGCUGUGUUUGGCCGCAAAGACACGUUGGCAAGGCAUAGGAGCGAUGGGUGUUCCCGUCGUACGGAGGUGAUAAGUUCCGGAGUCGUCAAUUCACAUCUGUGA